ACUUAUCUGUGCGUGGUAGCAGUGGGUUAAGGGACCGCACAGACCAACCUGCUGCUGUAGAAGAAAUGAUUGAAAAGCCAGAUUAGAGCUAUUCCUUUAAAUGUAAAUCUAUCAUGUUUCAUCUGGAAUUGGUCAAAAAUAGGUAGGGUAAGGUAAGCCAUAAAAAAUUGGACUGGAGGACUAAGAUAAGGAUUUUUGUUCGUGAAUCAUUGGCUGUUAUUACCAUCACAGCCAUGUACAGUGGAAGCAAAGGCGGACCCUCCAGAACGCUGUCCACCAUGUCAUUGUCUGUGCGUCCAGUUAGAGCCCUCAAGGCUAUCUCUAGGAGCCAAAGCUUCACUGGGGUCAACACAUAUGACAAAUCCAGGCCCUUGUCGGUGUACACCACUCCUGGUCUUAGGCGAAAGCCAAGCAAAGCUAGUAGGAUGUUUACUAUGUCUUCCAACCCCCCGCCCAGAGUCCCUCAGCCGGAACGGACUGAUGAGGUCUACGAGGCGCUCAAAAAAGGCUUACAGUCAUAUCUUCAGGUUCAUCAGAUGGAUUUAGACAGCCUCAGCAGAGAGAUGAGGACAUCUAAAAGAAAUUCCCGACUGGGCUUUCUCUAUGAGCUAGACAAGCAAGUGAAAGUUACAGAGCGAUUAAUUCGGCGCUUGGAGUUUCACCUCAGUAAAGUUGAAGAGUUGUAUGAAGCUUACUGUUUGCAACGGAGACUGCGGGAUGGUGCCAAUAAAAUGGUGAAGGCAUUCUUGGCUUCACCUGGCAGUAAGGAAGCAAGGGAGAGCCUAGCAGAGGCCAAUAAGAGUUAUAGAGAGUACACAGAGAACAUGUGUGUGCUGGAGAGUGACUUAGAAAACCAUCUGGGAGAAUUUCAUAUAAAAAUGAAAGGGUUGGCUGGAUUUGCGAGACUGUGUGCUGGUGACCAAUAUGAGAUUUUUAUGCGGUAUGGUCGACAGAGGUGGAAACUACGAGGCAAAAUUGAAGUGAACUCGGGGCAGGUGUGGGACAGUGAUGAAAUGGUGUUCCAGCCACUCAUCAAUGAAUUCCUCUCUGUUAAGGUGACCGAGCUGAAGAGUUUGGCCAAUCAUGUAGUUGUAGGCAGUGUUUCCUGUGAGACCAAAGACCUCUUCGCUGCUUUACCUCAAAGUGUAGCUGUGGACAUUAACGACCUUGGGACUAUUAAAUUAAACCUAGAAGUUACGUGGAACCCAUUUGAUAAAGAUGAACAGGUGUCAUUAUCGACCAGUGUAAACAAGGCUCCAUCCGUCACAAAGAGGUUCUCCACCAUUUUCAACCAGAGCCCUCCUGAUACUCCUUCUUUACGGGAACAGGCUUUUUAUAACAUGUUGCGGCGUCAUGAAGAAAUGGAGAAUGGAAGAGCCUGGUCAAACUCCUCUGAGUCCUCUGAUGACUCAUCCAGUCCUCAACUUCCUGCUAGCAUGAAACUCUCAGUACCCCAUAAGGCACUGCAUGAAGACACUACUCUAAAAGUUACAAAAACUCCAGAGCUUCAGACAGUUAGGAGACGGAAAUCGUCACUACAGUCGAACCUGUCAUUGUGCACUGAGGACUCUGCACCUGUCACCUCCAGCUCCUCACACAACAUCAGCAUCAUCAGUGAAGACCCAGGCUCCAAGUUACCAGCAGAGGGCAGCAGGCCAGAGGAUAGCAGAGCACUGACAGUGAGUUCAAAGUCUGAUGCUGAAGGAGAUCAAGAAAAGUGCGCUCCCAUAGCUACUCCAGAUGCAUCACUGACCAACCGAAACUUCUCCAGGUCUCUCAGUCACAUCAGUGAAGGCAGCGCUGAUGGUGUGGUGCUGUUGGACAAGCCCUUCUGUGAAGUAAUUGAGGAAAUAUCUACAACAUCUGGGAUUUCUAGCACUGAAGUGGAGAUGUCUAACACUCCUUCUGAACUGCCUGAGAACAAACCAAACAAUGAAAUUACAAAUGAAACAAGUGUCACUCCAGAGUUGAGUGAAUGUUCUCUCCCUCCUGCCUCCACCACUUCAAAUGACCCAUCAGAAAUGUCCAGUGAAAGUGCCCCAGGCGGGGCAGAUGUCACCUAUCGAGCUCAUUGGGUAUCCGUGGAGGAAGACACAGCAGAGACAGUGGCUGCAGAUGUUUUGUCAAAUGAAGAAGAAGAUGAGGCUGUGGACAGUGAGCUGGCCUUGGCUUUAGGAGAGGCUCUGGGGGCUGUGGUGUCUUCCAUUGAUGACUACAGAGGGCAGUUCCCUGAGUUACAGCUGUUAGAACAAGAGCUGAAGUUACUGCAGACUACACUGGAGGGCGACAGACACAGCCGCACCCCCAGUCUGGUCAGCCUCAGUGUGGAAACUGUUUUGGGCAGCUUUGAUUUCCUGAACAUGUCUGACUGCGAGGAAGAGGAGGGGCAGAGGAAGAGUAAUAAUGAAAGGCUUUUGCAGAAGAAAGGAUGGGAUAGCCCCUCCUCUCUCUCUGCCCCGCUGACUACAGGCUGCAAGAGUCUGGACCAAUGCCUAGAGGCUCAUCUGAAGUAUUGCAGUGCACAGCUGCUGUGUCUUGGUAUAUUUGGUCCUCUGCGCUGCAGGGAGAUGUAUGCCUUAGACAGACUCCUGCGUGAAGCUCAGGUUUUCAAAAUGAUCAGACGUGUUGUCAAAAAGAAUCCAAAGUGCUUCAAACAGCCAAAUGAAGUUAUCCCUCAGCUGGGGCCUAUUCAGGGUGCAGUGUUCCUGUGGCAACAGUGUGUCCAACAGGGCUGUGUUUAUAUUGUCUGUGUGGAGGCUUUUCAGAGGACAUUGUCUGCUGUAUACUCUAGUGUCCUACCAGAGAGAAUGUCCAACAUGGCUGACACAGUGUUUCGGUCUCUGGCUGAACAGGUUCUUGAUCAGAAACUGCCUCAAAGAGACUCCAGUAAAGAUGCAGUGAUUUUGACGUUGUUUCAGUGGUGGAACUACCUGGAGGCCAGUGGUGUAACUGACAUGGAGACCUACAUUUCUGAGCUGGCUGAGGAAGUGUGGCUGGUGCAAAACUUGGCGUCUCUUGAUCAAGAUGUAAUUGUAAAAGUGCUGAGGAAUCCAGUCAAAUGCAGCCUAAAGAAACAGGGCAUUCAUGCUGUGGCCAAGCUGUUAAAAGACCCACGAGGCAGAGUAUCAGCCUCUGCCAGCUCUGUGCUCAGGGGUCUGGCCAGUCAACCCAGGCCCAGAGAACAGGCCCUGGUCAACUGUUUGGAGCUGCUAGAGGAUGAGAAUGCUGCAACAAGAAUCUGUGGAUGCAAAGCACUGGCCUGUUUAAAGGCCAAAGAAAGCAUUGAGCAGCUGGUGUAUCUUUGUCAGACGGAUAAGGAUGAUGUCAGAGAAGCUGCCAAACAAUGUUUACUUGUAUUAGGUGAAGAAGGGAAGAUGGCCAUCAGACACAUUGAGACAUCGCAGGACAGCAUACCAAGACUCUUUGCACCUGGAAGCAUGACAAGCACUGCCUUUUAAAAACAAAUUUAAAUACACAUGAACAAGGCAAUACAAAAGUAGAGCUGCUUAAAUUUAAACUAUUUGUUUCCUGGUCUGUUUUUGUUGUCAGCACUUUAGAGCCAGUGCUGUAACUACCAGUAAAUGUUUUUUGUACUUUUCUUUUAAUACUACCUAUUUAAUUAUGUAUAAUAUAUUAUUUAUCCAUUUGCACAUCUAAAACACAAGUGCCAAUUCAACACCCUUGCUACAACACUGGCCUAAUGAAUUUAAAAGACAUUAAGUGCCAAAAUGUUUAUAAAUGGUUAUAUAUAUAUAUAAAUUCAACAUUUUCACUGUGAUAAGAUGAUUUGAUUGUACAACAACUGACUGUCUGCUCCAAUGCCAGGAUUUUUGGCAGAUCUAAGCAGGGGUCUAAUAUUGGACUGUGGUGUUUUUAAUAUAAAAUGUAUUAUUUUUUAUAGUUUUGCUUAUAUUUGGAGUAAUGCUCUAAUAAAAAAUCUGUUCCUU
Messenger RNA from Periophthalmus magnuspinnatus, 3947 nucleotides. It is a transcript of the gene ripor1, whose product is annotated as RHO family interacting cell polarization regulator 1. The record is from RefSeq and is a predicted model, not a curated record. Lineage: Eukaryota; Metazoa; Chordata; Actinopteri; Gobiiformes; Gobiidae. Bases 234 to 3458 code for a protein of 1074 amino acids. The transcript has 24 exons.